AUGAAGAGCGAAUCUGUGGUAAUUAUUGGUGCUGGCAUCAUUGGGCUAAAUGUUGCCCUGGUCCUUGCUGAGCAAGGCUAUGCUAGUCAAACAACCAUCAUAGCUGAACAUCUCCCUGGUGAUACAUCUAUAAACUAUACUUCGCCAUGGGCCGGAGCGAACUUCUCUGCUCUUUCUGCAAGUGAUAAGAAUGCCUUGCGAUGGGAUCAACUCGGAUACAAGCACCUCCUCACACUUGCCGCACAAGACGGGAUGAAGGCAUUUAUUCGGGAGACCCCGUCUACCGAGUACUGGGAUGAAAUGCCAUCGCGCACUAAGCUUGAUUCCAUGGCUAGCUAUCUGAAGGAUUACAAAGAAAUUCCUCAACAAGAUCUACCAGAAGGUGUUGCAUGUGGCGUUAAAUUCACCACAGUAACACUCAAUGCCCCGAUGCAUAUUCGCUAUCUCCUUCAAAGACUCAGACAGCAGUACGGAGUGCGGGUCAUCCGCAAAAAGGUCUCAGAUGUCACAUCAGGCUUCCUCAGCAAAGACACAAGGAUCGUCUUUAACUGCACCGGUAACGCUGCUCGUACCCUAAAGGGAGUCGAGGACCCUAAGUGCUAUCCCACCAGAGGCCAAAUUUUGCUCGCCAAGGCAACACACAUCAACCAGAAUAUGAUGCGUCACGGGAAGGACUAUGAGACAUACAUUAUCCCACGACCCCACUCCAAGGGUAAUGUCAUUCUGGGUGGAUAUAUGCAGAAGGGAGUUGGCUUGGCUGAUACACUUGGAGAUGAAACCGAGUCUAUAUUGUCCCGGACGAAGGCGAUGCUACCUGAGCUCGAGUCGCCUGAAACGGAGAUCCUAGCAGCAUUCGCAGGCUUGCGCCCAUCACGAGAGGGAGGCGCGCGAGUUGCUAGUGAGGUCGUACAAGUCGAUGGCUCGGAACGAAAGGGUCUCGUUGUUCACAAUUAUGGCGCUGGAGGAACAGGAUUCCAGGCGGGGUAUGGAAUGGCGGUCGAUGCGGUUGGAUGUGCAUUGGGUGAACUUCAAAAACUUCAGGUCAAAUCAUCUAUCUAG
Penicillium griseofulvum is the source of this 1059-nucleotide messenger RNA. Its product is annotated as FAD-dependent oxidoreductase. NCBI's taxonomy places the organism in Eukaryota, Fungi, Ascomycota, Eurotiomycetes, Eurotiales, Aspergillaceae. The record is from RefSeq and is a predicted model, not a curated record. The coding region runs from base 1 to 1059 and encodes 352 amino acids. The transcript has 5 exons. Gene Ontology annotation, molecular function: D-amino-acid oxidase activity; FAD binding.